GCAGACAUUUUUCAAUGCAAGAUUUUUCCUUGCAUAAAUUAUGUUCAUGACGUAGUGCAAAAGGCCAAUUUUGUGGCAAUUUUGCGCGACUUUGCAGCUCAUAUGGGAUUCAGUUAGACACCUGGAGGACUUGUGACUAUCUGAAGUGUUGCAGAAGGGGCGACGUCAUUAAAUAUUAAGGCAGGGGAGAUCCUAACAUUUGCAAGCCUCCUUAUCAAUGCAAAUACCUCUUUUGUGUGCACCACAGCCCGUCUGGGAGCUGAGAUGCAUUUUUAAUUAUGUGUGACUGAAAGAAACUGUGACAAGGACCUUGAAUAAAAGCGGGGGAUUACAGAGAAUAAGCUGCAUUUCCGCGGAUGUCAGGAAGACAGUGACGGUGGCGGUGCAGAGAGCCAUGAACUCCCAGGACCCCCCCGCCAAAGAUGGCCCCCUCACUGUCAAUGAGCAGCCACUCACUGUCUGACUGCAGACGCCUUUUUUCAGCCAUUUAAAUCCUCCUCCUGCACUUUGACAUUCCCUGACAAACUCCACCAGGUGAUUGUGAUGUCGGGCCACGAGACGAUCCGGGUUCUGGAGGUGGAGGUGGAUUCGUCUCUGCCGUCGUCGCUCCCUGAGGAGAAGAGCGAGGUGAAGUCUGAGGCGGGGGAGCGACCUGCGGGGGAGCGACCUGCGGAGCAACGUGAGGCCGGGGGCACACAGGAGGGGCCCCAAAACACUGGGGGAGUGGGUCUGGGGGAGCAGCACCUCGUCUCUGUGGAGGUUUCUGCUCCUGCCGUCCAGACGCUGACUCCCGCUGUCAGUCUGUCCCUGUCUCAUCCACAGGCCGCCAUGCCCAUCACCGUGCAGAGCUGCCCACAGGUGCUGACGCAGGAGAGUCUGGCCUCCCUGAUGACGGGCAUGAUGGCUCAGACGGGGUCCCUGGGCCAGCCCCUGCUGAUCCCCCUCAGCAUGGCCGGAUCCAUCGGGGGUGGGGGGGGUCUGGCUGUCCUCACUUUACCCACCACCAACGUUGCCACUAUCCCCGGGUUCACUGCAGCGAACACUGCCGGGAACCUCCUCAAACUGCCCUUCGCCGGCCUCCAGGCAGCGACGGUCCUGAACUCGGUGCAGCCUCAGCUCCAGACCAGCGCUCAGACCAUGUUCCAGCCUCAGGCCGCCUCCCUACAGUCGGUACAGGUGACGUCUUCGCCCCCAGUCACACAGGUGUCUGCAGCUCAGGCCACCACCACCGCCUCCCAGUCCAGCAUCUCUCUGGCAGCUCUGCAGAGCGCAGGACUCUCCAUCAACCCCGCCAUCAUCAACGCUGCCUCUCUGGGAGCUCAGCCUCAGUUCCUCAGCUCCCUCACCUCCACCCCCAUCAUCACCAGCAACAUGUCCAACAUGGCCGGCAUCACCAGCCAGAUCAUCACCAACGCACAGGGACAGGUCAUAGGAACCCUCCCGCUGUUUUUAAACCCGGCUUCUCUGGCUGGAGGGGCUGCGGCACCCACCCUCCAGAGUCUGCACGGGCUCCAGAGUCUUCAGGGACUCCAAGGUCUUCAGGGUCUCCAGGGCAUCCAAGGACUCCAGGGUUUUCAGGGGCUUCAAGGACUCCAGGGUCUCCAGGGGCUCCAGAGUCUGCAGGGGCUCCAGGGUCUGCAGGGGCUCCAGGGGCUUCAGGGGCUGCAGCUCCAGACCGUGGCCCCCCAGCUGGUCCUGAACACCCAGGGUCAGAUCAUCGCCACAGUGGGAAACGGAUGUGCGGUGACGUCGGCGGCAGUCCUGCCCAAAGUCGCUGCUUCUCCAACGCUCACCAAACCCAUCUCACAGGCUUCAGUAACGACCGUCAGUCAGUCGCCGAUCGUCAUCGCCCCGCAGCCGUCCCUCAUGAAGACCCAGCUGACCCCCGGGGUGAACAUCAGCUGUGGGGACAUCGCUAAAGUGGGCCAGCUCAUCGGCAAGCCGCAGCAGCUCGUCAGCGGCGAGGAGGGGAUAAACCUGGAGGAGAUCCGAGAGUUCGCCAAGAACUUCAAGAUCCGCCGGCUGUCGCUCGGUCUCACGCAGACGCAAGUGGGGCAGGCGCUCACUGCCACCGAGGGCCCGGCGUACAGCCAGUCCGCCAUCUGCAGGUUUGAAAAGCUGGACAUCACGCCUAAGAGCGCCCAGAAGCUGAAGCCGGUUCUGGAGAAGUGGCUGGCCGAGGCCGAGCACUGGAACCAGAAGGGCCAGCAGAACCUGAUGGAGUUCGUCGGCGGGGAACCGUCCAAAAAACGCAAGCGACGAACGAGCUUCACGCCGCAGGCCAUCGAUGUCCUGAACUCCUACUUUGACAAGAACACGCUGCCGACGGGACAAGAGAUCACGGAGAUCGCUCGGGAGCUGAACUACGACCGAGAGGUGGUGAGAGUCUGGUUCUGCAACCGGAGACAGACGCUGAAAAACACGAGCAAAAUCAACGUCUUCCAGGUCCAGUAGCGUAACGUCCUGCUGGAGAUAAGUCAUACAGACACACAGAGAGGGACUGUGAUGAGAAUACAAGCCAAACUGCGUGAAAAUAAUAUGAACUUUUUCAGAAAAAUGAAGAGAAAUGAAACAGAAAAUAAGUUUUUAUGGUAUUUUAAGAUAUGUGUACACAACUCAAACUGCAUGGUCCUUUUAUCAUAUAGAGUGAUGAUGAUAACAUUUCAUAUUUAAUAAUAUUUGAACUUUUAUACAAGUGGUUUUUAUAGGAAAUCCCUCUGAAUUAACAACGUGGCAGUGCAUUGAGUCACAUUGAUUUAAGUCGCAUAAUUGUCACUUGACGCUGAUGUUUGAAUAACAACCAUGGAUGUUUUUGAACAUUCUCAUUCAUUUUGUAUUCGCGUAGUAGUUGUGCUACAUUGGCAGCUUUUUAAAGGAUGCUGUAGACUCAAAAACAAGCCUUUUUUUAAUCCGAAUUCGUCGUCUAAUUAACGCCAAAAAUACUUUUCCACCCGUAGACUCCUGACUCUGCAGCCAUGGUUUGGGACAAUCAUCAUUUUGAUAUUUCUUAUUGAUAAUCACAACAAAAAUCAGCAUUUGUUUCCUCUUGUUUGGCUUUCAAAUAUGUAUUAAGGCAGCGUCAAAUCGGGGGUCCAGAGAGAAUCCUUUCUGAUGUUUUCUAGAAAAAAACUUGACUAUUGCCCAUGAUGCCACAACUGUAAACUAAUCAGUCUUUAUAAUGUUACUUUCAUACUGUGUGUGUGUGUGUGUGUGUGUGUGUGUGUGUGUGUGUGUGUGUGUGUGUGUGUGUGUGUGUGUGUGUGUGUGUGUGUGUGUGUGUGUGUGUGUGUGUGUGUGUGUGUGUGUGUGUGUGUGUGUGUGUGUGUGUGUGUGUGUGUGUGUGUGUGUGUGUGUGUGUUGUUUUUACACUUUAAUGUGCUUUAAUACUCUUUUGUUUUUCCUCCUUUUUUGCUGUUUUCACUGGUGCUUCUGCUGCAUUUUUUAAAAUCUCAGUUAGAUAAAGGUUAUUGUGAAAAUAGAAGCUUGAUGAACGGUGGCCGACAGGUGCCAAUGAGCUACAACAGCCCAAAACAUUUCCACUAGGAGAAACACGCUGCAGCUUCAGAAAAGGUGCAGAUAUAGAAACACAAAUGUGCCAAAACUCAUGCAGACGAGGGAAGAUCUUCAGCAGCUUCAGGAAACAUGAGCAGCGUUUACUAAAAGCUGCAGAAACCAAACGCUGCAAGAAGCUCCAAACACAACGGAGACCAGGGGACACUAAAGAGAGACGCACACUGCUGGAGACCAGGGGACACUAAAGAGAGACGCACACUGCUGGAGACCAGGGGACACUAAAGAGAGACGCACACUGCUGGAGACCAGGGGACACUAAAGAGAGGCGCACACAGCUGGAGACCAGGGGACACUAAAGAGAGACGCACACAGCUGGAGACCAGGGGACACUAAAGAGAGGCGCACACAGCUGGAGACCAGGGGACACUAAAGAGAGACGCACACUGCUGGAGACCAGGGGACACUAAAGAGAGACGCACACUGCUGGAGACCAGGGGACACUAAAGAGAGACGCACACAGCAGAGACCAUCAGAAGGAGUCAUGUGAUCUCAUUGUUAAAAUAAGAGUUCAGGUGAGUUUCCAACAACAGAGACAGCUGUCCAGCUUUAUGAUCCUGAACGUCACCCAGCGCUCCGGUCCCAGCUGUGUGCGUCUCUCGUUAGUGUCCCCUGGUCUCCAGCUUUGGUUUCUGCAGCUUUUAGUAAACGCUGCUCAUGUUUCCUCAAGCUGCUGAAGAUGUUUCUUCUUGUGUUUUUAGAUUUGCAUCGUUUCUGAAGCUGCAGCUCGUUUCUCCUAAUAGAAAUGUUUUGGUCGACAGCGUGUUUACCGCUGUCGGCCACCGUAUUAUUUUGCCUAAAAUGAACUUGAAACAGUCUCAUGUUGCCUAUAAACUUUAACAACUGUUUUUUAAAUACUUUGUAAAGCCUAACAUCGGAAAAAUGACUGAAUUACACAUCGUCAGGACCUGUUCAGCCAAUGAAAGGCUGUAUUUUAAUAUGUUAAUUCUGAAUGAGUGUUUGCAUGCGCAGUGUGAAAUUAUUUGGGUGUUUUAAUUCUGUAUCUUUGCCAAUUCUUCGCAAAUUCUUUGCACUUUAGUGAAAGCAGGGAAAGCAACAAAGGGAAAUGAAUGGUUUAAAUAUUGGGGUUGUCCUUUAUGUGGGAGAUUUUAAUUUCUGCAUUUUCAUGUAGCGGUAAUGGCGGCAAAAUUGCAAUCAUCAAUUAAACUAUCAUUAUGGUUAAUGUUCUUCUAAUACAGAUGAAAUUUUAAAUAUGGCAGAUUAAAUAUAGCAUUAAUAACAUUAAGUUCAUUUUAAGUCGCUUUAUAUUACACUGAGUAAAAUACACAACAAUUAAUAUUGCAAAGGUUUUUCUUUAAAGAUCCUCUAUUAUACUCUUUAUCAACAGUAUAUAACACGUCUCAGAUAUAUACAGAACCUGUCUCUGAUUGGCUGAAACAUCAGAUCAUUGUAACAUCCCAUAAUCCCCUCUGUUUCAGCCCUGUUCCAGAAGUGCUGAUUCUGUGUCUGUAGCUUUAAAUGCUAAUGAGCUGCUGCUGGCCACGCCCCUCUGCGAGAUGAUUGGUUUAAAAAAUCACAAUGGCGCUCUAGGAGGAGAUCCAGGUGGGCGGGGCUUACCUUGGUUGGUGAUUGGCUAAUGGGGCAUGGAGGGGACACACAUUUAUGAAUGAAAGACAUGAAGAAGGUGGAUUUUGUAUAUAGGGGAGUUUAAGGUUUUGUUCAACAAGAAAACACAAUAUGUUAUAAGUAAGUUAAGAGAAAAUAAGUUACAAUAAUAAUAAUAAUAAUAAUAAUAAGAUAUCCGUUCCAAUUCAUUUCAUUCUGCCACCACAUUUUAAGUCCAGAUAAAAAACAGAAGUUUGAUGCUUUUUUCUCGUCAUGUUCUGCCAGAUAAAUUAA
Eleginops maclovinus (Patagonian blennie) is the source of this 5430-nucleotide messenger RNA. RefSeq names its product POU class 6 homeobox 1 (gene pou6f1). NCBI's taxonomy places the organism in Eukaryota, Metazoa, Chordata, Actinopteri, Perciformes, Eleginopidae. Bases 544 to 2454 code for a protein of 636 amino acids. Gene Ontology annotation, biological process: regulation of transcription by RNA polymerase II. The transcript is spliced from 12 exons. Gene Ontology annotation, molecular function: RNA polymerase II cis-regulatory region sequence-specific DNA binding; DNA-binding transcription factor activity, RNA polymerase II-specific. The record is from RefSeq and is a predicted model, not a curated record.